Molecule: messenger RNA, 13503 nt
Organism: Astyanax mexicanus (Mexican tetra)
Lineage: Eukaryota; Metazoa; Chordata; Actinopteri; Characiformes; Acestrorhamphidae
Gene: pcnt
Product: pericentrin
Exons: 56
Coding region: 126-13079 (4317 amino acids)
Biological process (GO): signal transduction
Molecular function (GO): molecular adaptor activity; DNA binding
Source: RefSeq, a predicted model, not a curated record
AUAUUAGUGACAGUUAUUCCGCAGAUUUUCUGAACUUGGAAACAAGAGCUGCGUUUGAUUUUUCAGCAAGUUUCUCGAACUGCGUCGCUUUAAUUUGGUCUAUAUGAGCCCCACUAAUCCAGGAGAUGGACCAAGAUGAAAGGCAACGAAAGCUCGAGGCCGGAAGAGCAAAGCUUGCGCACUUCAGACAGCGGCGGGCGAAAAGCGACAGUGCGAACUCGCAGAAAAAGACGCCGAAGAGGAAGGGCCAGGCUGUCCAAGCGAAUGACAGGGCAGCGCAAGAACACCGCUUAGAGAAGACACAAACUGACCACUCCCAUGGACUGGACAACGAUGAUGAUUCAGAGGAGUCAUUGCAGCCUGAUGGCAUCACUGGUGAUCCAGCAGCCUGUCAGAAUAGAAGAGAGACUGGUGAAGCAGAUGCCCCAGAAUGGAGCAGUCUUCCUGGAGACGGGGUUACAAUGGAUCAGCCUGUCGAGACGGAUGAGCUUUUGGGGGAAAUUAUAGUUACGCACACUAGCAAAGAACAACUCAAGCAGUUGCAGGCUGCAGUGGAGAAGCGGAAUGAGAUCAUCUCACAGCUGAGUAUUAACCUGCAGGCAGCGCUAAUGAGCAGAGACCAGGUGCAGCUGGAGGCCCAACAGUUGACAGGCCAAAUACAGGAGCUUCAGCUGCAGCUACAGCAGGCCAAAGAGUACCUGCGUGGUAAAAGUGUAGGAUGGGCGGAUCUGUCUCAAACCCAGCAGAACCAGUGGCAGCUACAAAUCGAGGAAUCUCAGAAGAUGACUAGAGAUCAACAAUGCCUUUUGGCUCAGAAGGAAAAUGAAAUCACAACUUUGCAACAGAAGCUGAGUGCCAUGGAGGAUUCCCUCAGCCAUCUCCACAGUGCCUUUACUUCGAACAACAUGGAGGAGGUCAGAGCACGCUUGUUCCACCACAAUGAACAAAGCUCAGUGGCUUUUAUGGGCCCCGAAAAAAGCCUGAACUCAGAUGCUGAUUCAGUCCUGAUCCUUCAGCAGCUAAGAAGUGAGCUCGAAGAAGAGCGACAGAACACCAAGCGAGCACAAGACCGUGCUAACAACCUGCAGGUGGCAAUGGAUAAUUUGCAGACUGAGAAGUUUGAGAUUGAGGCUCAGCUAACUGCAGUUCAGGUAGAACUGGAGAAAGCUGAGGCACUGGCUCAGGAGGCACAAAAGUACAAGGAGGAGAAGGAGGAGCUCAACCAGGAUGUGGCUCGUCUGGACGGGUUGGUUCAGCAGCUUCAGAGCAGACUACGAGAAGAAGAGGAAGCUGGUGAGAACUUGCGCUCCAAACAUGAAGCGGAUAUUGCCAACUAUGAGCUCCAACUUCAGACUCUGGAGGAGGAGCGAGGGAUGAAUUUAGCCCAAUUAACAGAAACCCACGAAGCUGCACUCAAGCGUUUGCAAGAGGAACAUUUGGAGGAGGUCCAGCAUAUUCAGGAGCUGCUCAGCAGAGCACAGCAGCAUAAUCAGUUCCAGAAUCAACAUGAAGUCCCUGAGGUUGAGCUUGAGGCCAGUCUGAACUGGUUGAAAGCAUCUAAAGAACAGCAGAACCAGGAGGCGACCAGUGAGAAUCCUGCUGGACCUGGAUCUGGGCCUAGUUUGGAUGCCUCAGUUACAGAAGACCAGAAUGAAUUGAUGGAACGAUACCUAGCAAUGGCUGUGCAGCAUGAAAGCUCGUGGGUAGAACAUCUAGAAAGCCUGGAGGAGCAAAGCCUUUUAGAGAUCUCUGAAGCUUCUAAAUUUGAGCUGGAGAAUGAGAGUGAGCUUGUUCUCGAGUCAAGAAUAUCUGUCCACCAUGAAGUUUGUAAUGAUAGCAACAUAUCAUUUUCUGUGCAACCAGAUCAAGCAGAAGGUGACCCACCUGACCUGGGUGGGAUGUCCUUCUCACAAGCUCAGUGGCAGAGCUUCACCUCUACCUCAAAGGGUCUGAAUGAAAGUGUGGAUGACGUUGAUGGUAUGGGUGGUAUUGAUUUGGGCAAGGAGCUUCUAAUCCAGCAGUGUCAAGACUUGACUGAGCAGUUGGAGGAGAAGGAGAAGCAGCUUGAGGUUCUUCAGGAGGAGGUCCGACGCUCAGCUGAGGAACUGGACGAGGCACGAGAGCGCUGGAGCAAAGCUUCAGAGAAGCUUGAGGAAGCAAAGUGGGAGCUAGAGACUGAAAGAGAGAAGAGGCUUCACUGUGAAGAGAUCAUCAGUCAGAAAACCUACGAGCAGGACAACCUAAAGAACAAACUCAGCUCUCUGCAGAGCCAGCAAGAUGACGUGUGCUUAAGCCCAGAUGCUUCGGAAGCAAGAGAGAAGGACUCAAUCAGAACACGUUCGCCCAGUGAUCCAGAGGAUCUUCUGAAGGAGCUGAAGGAGGACAAAGCCAAGCUGGUGCUCCAGCUCAAACAGCAGGAGCAGCUGGUCAGGGAAAUUCAUGAACAGAAAACGGCUGGGGAUUCGGUGAGCAGUGAGGUGCAGGCUCUCUUCGGCCGGCAACUCUCAUCCCUGCAGGCCCAAAGAGACCAGCUAAUUUUGCAACUGGAGAACCUAAGGGAGAAGAACCAAACUACAUCUGUGCUUCUGGGUCAAAAGACACUUGAGGUGGACUCUGCUAAUGGGGAAAUCCAGCGACUCCGAGCAGAGGUGGAAGAGAAGGUGGAGAAUCUAAAAAAGAUGGAAAAGAAUAAAACAGACGUGGAAUCUAAAUUGAUGUGCCUUAAACAGAACUUGACUAAUAUGGAGGAGGCCUUGAAUCAGGGGGCAGUGGAAAAAGCUGCUCUGGAGGAGCGUCUGCAAGCCUUCGAGGAGCAGACCAGAAAUAUGGAAAAUGUUUUGGAAUCGGAGCUCACAAACUUUGAGGCCCAGCUUAAAGCAAAGGAUACUGACCUGGAGCAGAUGAAGGAAGCAAAAGAAAAGGCAGAAGAUGAGCUAAUGGAGAAGGAGAACAUCUUCCAGAAGGAACUGACUGAGCUUAAACAAUCGUUGGAAAUGCACCUGAAUGAGAAUGAAGAGGAGAAAAAGAAACUGUUGGAAAAGCAUCAAAAGGAGGUGCAGGAUUGGGAUUUGCGCUUGAAGAAGGAACUUUCAGAGCUAAAGGCCAGCCUGGAAGAAGAGCAGAGGAAACAGCUCUGCCUUGUUAAACAGGUUCAUGAGCGAGAACACCAAAGAGAGCUGUCGCAGCAGGUGGUCCAGCAGAGGGAGGAGUUAAGUCUGCUGAAGGCUGAGCUCAUUGAAGAACUGAGAGACAGCAUGGAGGCUGCACAUCAGGCUGAGCUGUUGCAAGCACAGACACAACAGGCUCUGGAGCUUGAAGCUCUGCGUCUGAGUCUGACCAACCUACACACAGCUCAGCUGGAGCUCUCCCAAGCUAACCUACAGAAGGAAAAGGAAGCAGCUCUGAGUGAGCUUCAGGCCAGUCUGAGGGAGAAGUGGGCUCAGGAGAGUGCCAUGCUCCAGGCCCGCCAGCAGUUUGAGCUAGAGAGGCUCCGUGAACAACACAGCGAGCAGGAGACGAGAGUUCAGCUCCAACACCAGAAGGAGCUUGAUGAUCUUAAGAGUGAGUGGGAAAAACAGCUAGUGAAGGAACGGACUUCUGUGGAGCAAAAGCAGACCAGUAAACUGGAGGAGGAGAAGAUCCAGUGGUUGCAGGAGUUUGAGUCUGAGCGAUCAGAGCUCCAGAAACAUUUACAGGAGACCCAGCAGAAGCUGACUGAGACCCAAGCUGCCCUCGUCAAAGCUGAAGCUAACUUCACUGAGGCUCAGGACAGACUGGAGGAGCUUCAGCGAUCUAAAGAGCAGGAAAUUGAGCAUCUGGAGUCAGACUUGAGUCAAGCAUGGGCUGAUCGAGACUCUGCUGCACGUGCUGUUGAAGAGCUGGUCACCAGUCACAAGGUGGUUCUACAGGAGCAGCAGGCUCAUGCACAAAGUCUUGAGGAAAGAGAGAAACAGCUGCAGCAAGAGGUGGAUCGCCUGCAUUCAGAGCGAGAGGCACUAAAGUCCAGCUCAGACAAGGAAAUUGCAAACCUCUGGUCUCAACUGGAGAGCAUGAGGGCUAGCAGGCAGGAACUGGGAGAGCUGAAGGAGCAGUUGCUGGCACGAUCAUCACGUGUUGAUGACAUAGAGCGGCUGAAGCAGGAGUUCUCACAGCAGCGUCAGGACCUAAAGGAGCAGAAUGAGGUGGAGCUGGAGAACCUGCGCACAUACUUCGAGCAGCGCCUGCGGUCCAGUGAGGAGAGCCACCGGGAGGAGAUUGCCCUGCUGCAGCUGCGGCUUGUAGAGGGAGCCCUGGAGGAGUCUGUCCUCAAGACUGGGGAGACAAGUUUCCUCUCUGAUGGGAAGGCUGAAGAGGAGAGGGCUGAUGCACUGGCUGAGAUUACAGAACAGCUGGAGAAACACAAGGCGGAGCUGGACGCGUUGCGUCUGCAGUUGGAGGAGAAACACAGGCAGGACCUGGAGCUGCUGCGCUGUAGCAUGGCUCUGUCCUAUAAAGAAGAGUUACUGCAGGCUCACACUGAGCUCACUGACCGCUACUACAGUGACAUCGAGCAGCUCAACACCAAACAUGCUCUAGACAUUGAACAGCUCCGGGCCAAACUCUCAGACAACCACAUCAAAGACAUAACAAAGUUGCGGCUGCAGUCGGCAGCAGAGGUGGCUCGUCAGGUGGAGGCUGAGCUGGAGGAGAGGACGCGGGUGCAGACCGAGGAGCACCAGGCCCGGCUAGCCCAGCUGGCCUCAGAAACUGAACGCCUACUGAGCCUGGAGAAGCAGCUGGCCCAGCUUACUCUCCAGCACACCCAGGAGCUGGAAAGAGCUACUGAGCAGCACUCCCAGGAGCUGAAGGAGCUGGAGGACAGGCUGAAGCAAAACUUUGCAAAAGAGAUGGCCCUGCGUGUUGAAGAGGCACAUCAGGAGGAGAGGAACUGUGUGAAUAAGGAGCUCUUGGAACAAAGCAGGGAGGCACAGGCCCAGCUGCGGGAACAGCUCCAGGCUCAAGCUGAGGAGAACCUAGCCUCCUUGAGAGAGGAGCUCCGGCAGGCAGCACUGGAGGAAAGAAGGGAGCUGGAGCAGAAGCUGGCCCAGGCUGAAGAACGUUUGGCAGUAUUGAAGGAGAGGCUGCAGACCCUGCAGGCCAGUCUGAACAGUGACGAGAACCCUCAAGUGGUGGCAGUCAGGGAGAAGCUCCAAGCUCAGUAUGAGAGUGAGCUGCGCACAGCCAAGAACACCAUGGCAUCAGAGGUAAAGGAACUGAACGCACUACUUCAGGAACAGACUGAGACCAAGCUAAAGGAUGCCCUCUGCAGGCAUCAAGAAGAACAAAGACAUCUGGAGGAGAAAUUUGUCCAACAGAGAGAAGCUGUUCUCAGGGAGCAGCAGCAACAUCACGACUUGGAGCUGAAAGCCCAGAAAGAGCUGUUUGAGCAACAUAUUUCUAAACUUCAAAGUGUAGAAAAGGAGUGCCAGGAACUUAAAUUGCGACACCAGGAGGAGCUCGACACACUCUCCUCCAAUCACAAGGCGGCUGUUGAAUCUUUGGAGUCGGAUCUGUCUGAGAAACACCGGGCUGAGCUCGAUAAACUGCAGGUGGUCCUCGAGGAGACCAAUCUUGCACAGCUUGAAGCUCUGGAGGCGGAGCUUAUUGGCCGUCACAAACAAGAACUGGAGGAGCUCGAGACCAGGAUGCUGAGUAACAUGGACACACUGGAGAGUACGUACCUGAAGGAGAUCCAGGCAUUGAGGGAGGAGGAGGAGGAGGGGCUGCAGAAGUUACGGACCUCGUUGAAGCAGCAGCAUGCUGAGGAGAUGGAGAGAAUUAGGGAAGAGGAGCUGUCAGUUAGGGAGAAGCUGAGGCAGGAGCUGACUCAGGUCCACACAGAGAAGAUCAGCAUCAUGGCAGCUGAACUCAGCCAGGCCCAUCAGGACAAGUUAUCUGAGGUGCUCUCGUCGCAGAAGGCUACACUGGAUGCCAGUCACCGCUCUGCUCUGGAAACCCUUCAGCAGCAUGUGCUGGAACUAGAGCAGCAGCAUAGUUCAGCGCUUCAGGAGAUCACAGCCCUGAGCAGCAUUGAGAAAGAGCAGUUACAGCAGCGGCUGGAUGCUCUGACUGCACAGCACCAGCAGCAGCUACAGGAACUUAGAGGAGCUUCUGCCCGGGAGAUCGAGGCACUGCGCCGAGAGCUGGAGGAAGAGACUUCACGUCAGCGCUUGCACUCUCUGGAGGAGGCGGAGCUUCUAAAGUGCCAAUCAGAGGAGCAGCUGCAGCAAAAGAUUACACAGAUUAAGGAGGAAAGUGAGCAGGACAAGGCAUCUGCUCUAGAAGAGCUUGAGAGGAGACUGAAGGAGCAACACCAGCAGAAGGAACUUGGCUACACAGAGAAGAUGAGCCAGCUCACAGCACAACUCCAGCAGCUCGACACAGUGGUGUCACAGCUGCGUGCUGAGGUGAGUGGCCUGCAGGGGGAGCUUGAGGGCAAGCGUUCAGAGAUGGACACACUGGGGACUCUCCUGCAGCGGCGAGAGCGGGAAAGCCAGGAGGGAACCAACCUGCUGGCUAUGCUGCGUGACGACCUCAACACCGCCACACAGCAGAGGCUAGAUCUGCAGUCAGCUCAUGACCGACUACAGCGGGUAUUCCUUGAGAUGCUGCGGGUUACAAUGGCGACAGAAGAACAUAUCAACCGCAGAUUGGGGGCUCCUGUGGCAGGUGACUGCCCUGGAAGUCACACUACAAGCACUAGGAAAAGAAAGGGCAGUCGUGACACUCAAGAGACAGAGGCUGGAGUAGACUGCAGUGUGUUUUCCUCUGUGACUGAUGAAGGUCUAGAGCUGUCUCAGCAGCUGUGUGAGAGUUUGUUCUCUGGACCAGAAGGAGAGCUGGACCCAGAAAGGGAGGAGCUCGUCUUGGAGCCAUGCACUCGCCUACGCACUUCUAUAGACAAACUGCUGGAGUUGGUCUCGGAGUCCACGUUACAGCUGGAGCAGUUGCAUGCUCUGCAGGCUGCUGUGAAUGAGCAGUUUAGAGAGGGGGAUGAGGCCAGGAAUGCUUUGCUGCAGCAGCACACUCAGCUCGUAGAGCAGCUGGACCAGGAGUCCAGCCUGAAGAGUCACCUCCAGCUGGAACUUCACAAGGCUGAAGGUCUGAUAGAGGGCUAUGUGGCAGAGAAGGCAGUGCUGGAGGAGACCCUGCAGCAGAAGGAAGCACAGGAGCAGAGGCUGGUGGAGGAACUGGAGAGCACUCGGGCCCAGCUACAGGAGCUCAGCGAGGCUCACGUCCUCCUGCAACGGCAGAGAGAUGCACUGUCCUCAGGCCUCGGUGAUGCUGAGAAGGGCGGUCCUGAUGUAGGGGGAGAGAAAGCGCUGCUGGCGGAGGCGGAGCGGCUGGGGCAGGAGCGUGUUGACGUGCAGAGGCAGGCGGAGAAGGACCACAGUGGUCUGGCCACUCGGGUGCGACUGCUAGAGCUGACAUUGGAGGAGCAGGAGAACCGCACGCAGCAGGAGGAGCAGCAGCACCGAGCUCAAACUGAGGACCUACAGCAGCACAUCCAUGCUCUGGAGAAACAGCUCAAACACCAUCGCCAGUUCAUAGACGAACAAGCUGUGGAGAGGGAGCAUGAAAGAGAUGAGUUUCAGCAAGAGAUUAAGAACCUGGAGGCUCAACUCAAGCUACCUUCCAAAGGACACUCAGGAGGAGACUCCAAUGGUCAAAGGAUUGAAGACUUGGUUAUUCAGGUGGAAAGUCUCCAGGCCCUCAUUAAAGACAAGACAGAGGAUUACAGCGUGCUGCUAUCAGCUAAAGAGCAGUGGCAGCGUGAUCUGGAUGAGCGCAAUGAUGAGAUUGACAAGAUGGCAUCUCGAAUUCGAGAGCUUGAGCAGGCUCUCCUGAGCAGUGCUGAAGCUGGAAGGGCGGUAACCCAGCUAGAGCAGGAGCUGCAGAGAGCACGCAAGAGCCUGCAGGACCUCUCUCAGGAUAAAGAAGCCUUGCAGCAGCAGCUCUACUCCAAUAAGCUCCAGAUCUCAGCCUUGCAAUCUAAACUGGAUGAGACUAGACAUCGCUUCCCUGAUCCCAAUGCUGACCCUGGUCUCAGAGAACAGCUAGAGACGCUCAAACAAGACCUACAAAGCAAAAAGGAACAGGUGGAGCUGCAGCUUGAGCAAGUGGAGGAGCUGGAGAAGGCUCUGGAAGUGAGGGAGGAGGAGGUCCGGCAGCUCUCACUACAGCUGGAGCUAAACACCAGAGAGAGUCAAGCCAAUGAGGAGCAGCUUCAUCUGCAUAUUACACAACUGCAGGAGACAGUGAGUGCUCUAAGGCACCAUCAGGAGGAGAAGGGUGAGGAGGACCCUAUGCUGCAGCUCCCUGCAGCUCUGUUGGAGGAGAAGAACUUGGAGAUCGAUCAUCUUAAUCAGCAGAUCCUCCGUCUGCAGAAAGAGCUGGACACCACAAAAGAUAACAAGGUUGUGGAUGAGAAGCAAGCAGAGAUCGAAGAGCUACAAGCUCAGGUUGAGCGUCUUCACGGUGAUCAGGAGCGCCUUCGCCAAGCUAAAGAAGAAGAGACAGAGCAGCUGCAUGAGGUCAUCCACAAACUGCAGGAGGAGCUGAGCCAACUGGAUGCCAACCGCCAUGAGGUCAGCGACCCAAGCCCUGAACCUCCAGACUUCCCCUGGUCCCCCCGACCCCAGCACAGCACUGAGGAGAGCCUGUGCCAUGAGCUGAGCAGCCAGACGCUGCAGAGCUCCCGUACCAGGCUGAAGGAGCUCCAGGCAGAGCUGGAGAGAUCUGCGGAGGAGAAGGAUGCACUACAGAGGCUGCUGCUUUCCCAGGAGGAGCAGUACGGAGAGCAGGUGGAGGCGUUGGGCCGCAGUCUCGGUGAGGAGAAGGGUAGACUCGUUGUGUUGGAGGAGGAGGCAGAAGAUCUCAGACUCCAGCUGACUGGCAAAGAGGAUGAAGUGGCCAAACUGCAGACCCGUCUGUCUGAGCUCGAAGAUGGAGAGGGGCACCUUAAUCUCCAGCUAAAAAAUGUAGAAGAAAGAAGUGAGGAGGUACGUAAGGAGAUGCUAAGAGAGAAAGAAGCACGAGAGAAGCUGGAAGAUCAGGUCCAAGAGCUGAGACAGAAGGCAGAGGAUGGCCAGAUUGCCAGGGCAGAACUUGAAACACAGAUCAUGAAGCUGGAAGAGCUGGUGCAGCAAAGCAAGACCGAUAUCUCCACCUUGGAGACGGGGAAGAAGGAGCUGUACAUGGAGAGACAGGCUCUGAGAAAACAAGAGGGAAAACUUCAAGAGGAAAUAGAGAGGCUGAAGCAGGAGGUUCAGUCUAAGGGUGAGGAGAUACAGGAAUUAAAUGUAGAGCUGGAGGAGAGGGUGACCAAACAGGAGGAGACACAUAAAGAAGUGCUGACCUGUGCAGAGGAGACCCUGGCCAAGGCAGAAGCAGCCCUGCGAGAAAGAGAAGAACAGCUUGCACAUCUGAGGGCAGAGCAUGACCUGCUCAGGGCGGAGCUUGCUGCUGUGAAGGAAGGGCUCAGCACCAGUACAGAGAGAGCAGAGAAGCUGCGAGAAGAGGGGCAGACGAAGGACCGUGCUCUGGCAGAUCUGGAAGUGCAUAACCAGCAUCUGCGGGCCGAGCUGCGGGGUCUGCAGGACGAUCUGGCCGUGCAGGAAGAGGAGCUGGCGUAUCAGCAGCGGGAACUGGACGAGCUGAGGCUGCGCUGCGCCAGACAAGAGCCCUCUGAGCUCCCUAAAGACGACCACCGCUUUCUGGAGGGCCUGUCACGAGACGCCUCACUCUCCUCUCCGGAAGUGCUGCGGCGGCUGGACUGCAGCGAGGAACGGCACUCUCGCCUCCAUGCUUCUCACCUGUCGGAGCUGAGCGCCCUGCGCAACACCAGCCUCGAACUGGGCACCAAGCCCUCACCCAUGGAGCGGGAGAGGAACGAGCUGAAACGUCCUCUAGUAACGCUCACAGAGACUGAUGCUCCCAGCACACAUUCACCCACCGCCUCACCACGCUCACUGUCCAUCUCCGAGAACCCGUCUGUGAUCGAUUCACUGGAUGCUGAUAAGGUACAAGAUUUGGAGAACCUGGAUGUGAACUCAUCUCAUUCUCCUCUCUGUUCUGCCUCCCCCGUCUCCAUCCCUGAGUGGGCCAGUGAUGGAUAUGGCAGCAAUGUUAGCUCUGAACUUGAGGCCAAACUGAAGCUGGACCUGGAACAUGCGGAGUGGUUGGACUCUCACUUUGUUGAGUACCUGCGCUGCAGGGGCAUGGAUCCAGAUCCACUCGCAGAGAGUGUCUCAGACAGCCUGCACCACAGCCAGGAACUGCUUUCACCUGAGCUGCAGGCCAUGCUGAAGCGUGUGUACCAGGAGAGUUGCAGAGUGCUCUCUCUAUCCCAUCGCCCUCCACCCACCGGCCAGCCCCGCCCAGACUCUGAGGAGGCUCCACCCCCUUCCUGGCAGAGGGAGAGGCGUGCCUUGCAGGAGACUGUGCUGUCGCUCAGGGAGCUGCUCUGCAGGAUGGCUGAGCGUGAACCGAAGGCGGAAGGUGAUCACGUGGACUGGCGAAGGGAGCUCUUGCAGGCUGUACGGAGUGUGUUUGAUAGCGAGAGGGAGUGGCUUCACGCUCAGCUUCAGACUGUGAUGAGCACUAACACGCACAUGGAUCAUACAUCUCUGCUGGAGCAACUGGAAAGGCUUCUUCAGAAACAGGAGGAGCAACAACGGAGGUCUUUGGAGCAGUUGUUAAAUGCAGAUCGUCUCAGUCUCCUGGCAGAAAUCCGCAGUUUGCAUGCGCAGCUGCACACCUGUACUCUGCAGAGUCAGGAGCAACUGCGAGAGCUACAGGACUCCUUCCACACACUGCGAGAGCAGGGCAUGCAGACGCAGCAGAAACUGCAGCAACAAGUUGAUGACUUGGAGAGGCAGUUGCAGCAAGAACAAACUAAAUUACAUGACCAGCACUGUCGUCUGGUGGAGGAACAGUCCAGAACAGCUGAACAGCAUAAGCAGUUAGAAGCAGAACAGAAGAUGGUUUCUGAGCUGAAGGCAGAACUACAGGAGAGCAGUCAGCUGCUGCAUUCUGCCUGUAAAAGCCAGGAGGAGCUGCAGAGUCAGAUCCACAAACUCCGGCUAAAACUGGAGGAUGAGGAGCAGGAGCACCAGACCUGUGUAGAGGCUGUGAGAAGAGAGCAGGUUCGAGUGAAUCAGCUCCAGGAGGAGCUCCAGCAAGAGAGACUGAACAGCCAGCAUGCACUGGAGCAGAAUACACACACGCAAGAGUCUCUGCGUGCCGCCCUGACUGAGCAUUCGUCCCGUCUGAGCCAGCUCAGCGCCGAGCUGGAGCAGGAGCGCACGGCCGUCAGUAAUCUGCGCUCGGAGCUGCAGAUCGAGCAGUCCCGCUGUGAAGCCCUGCUGGCCCAGGAGCGCGAACGCACCCAGCUAGCCCUAACGCAACUGGAUGAGGCGCACUCCCAUACCGCUCAGCUGUCUGAUUCGCUCUCCCGUCAGACCAAGGAGCACGCUCGUCGUCUGGAGGAGGAGGCCAGGUCCCAGGAAGCAGCUAGCGCUCACGACAGGAAGUUCAUCCAGGACCUUCGGGCACAGCUGGAUCAGGAGAGGACACAGGCCGAGGAGCUCGCUGGCAUGGUGGAGAGACUGCAGGCUCAGGUACUACAAAACAAGCGCAGGCAGGAGGAACAGCGGGAGCAGGACGUCCAGAGGGAGCAGGGGGAGGUGACCUCGCUGCGGGCAGCUCUGGAAGGUCUGCAGGCACAGCGGACAGAGGUCAGUCGCAGUCUGGAAGCAGAGAGACAGAGAGCCUCACAGCUUCAGACAGAGCUGGACUCUAUGAAGGAGAAGCUGAGGACAGUGAAGGAGAGGGAGGAGCAGAGGGAGAAGCAGAGGAAGCGUGAGAAACAGGCACAGGAGGACAAAGAGCGACGGCAGGAACGCACCAGAGAGAAACUGCUGGAGUUGGAGGUACUGCGUGAACGCGAUCAGCAGCAUUUACGGCAGCUACAGCAGACUCUGGCUGAUCUGGGGCCCCAGGAGAAGCGUCUCACUGCAGACCACCUGCACAGAGACUCGCACAACACUGAGAACAUAUCUAUAAACCACACAUCUAUCAGUCACACACAGAAUUCUCCCUCGUCUGCUACCUCCUCUCUGGUGGAGCGCUUGAUGACUGAAAACUCUGAGCUGGCACAGCGUCUGGCAUCUCUAAGCGAGGAGAAAAUUUCUCUUAAACACACACUGUCCUGCCUGGAGAGAGAUCUGCACAACCUUAAACGCAGUGAACAGGAGAAGAUUCCUGUACAGUUUGAGCAGACACUGUUGGCAGAGAAGCAGACUUGGCAGAAGGAGAAAGCAGCUCUGCAUGCUGCUCUACACAGAGCUGAAACUGACCUCUCAAAGGCCACAGCCAGCAAUGAGAACAGACCCUUCAGUGACCUCUCCAACAACAAGGUGCAGAGACUGUAUGAGAAGUACCUGAGGGCAGAGAGCUACAGGAAGUCGCUGGUGUAUCAGAAGCGCUACCUGCUGCUGCUCCUUGGAGGUUUCCAAGACUGUGAACAGGCCACACUAGCACUGAUAGCCCGCAUGGGGGCCCAGCCAUCCCUCAGCCAAUCACAGACCUCCAGACCACUCAGCCGCUUCAGGAGCACAGUGAGAGUGCUCAUCGCCAUCUCCAGAUUAAAGUUCCUCACUAGGAAAUGGCAGAGGGCUACAAGGAAAGGCUCAAUUGGAAGUGCCACAGUUAACAGUGCAGCUAUGAGGACAGAGGUUCUGAAGCCGCAGCAGACUGGUGCUGCGUUUAACUCUCCACCCACCCGAGACCACAUCCUCACCCAGCGGGGCCUGGCCUCACCUUUAGUUCCACCAGUCAAGUCUCCCUUCAGGCUGCAUAACAGGGGAUAUCCCAGCAGCCUACUGGCCCCUUCUGAGCGCACCCUCACCCCAUCCCAGGACCAGGAGCGCUCUCUGGCUGAGUACAUCCAGCACCUGGAGCAUGUUCAGCAUCGACUGGGAGCAGUUCAGCCAGGUUCCCCCACCAUGCUGUCCUGUACCAGAAAAUCUGACCGAUGAAUGAUGGAAUAACUGUCAGCAGUGACCUCAUUUUACUGUUGCCAGUUUUUACUGUAUAUUCAGUAUACAUGCCAGUUGAUAUACUUGACCUUUUUAUACUGUAAAGUAUUUUUAUGUAAUUUUUUUUACUUGUUUUUUGUUUGAACUUCAGUUUAAAGACUGCACUGACCACCUGAAUGUGUUUGGUAGUAGUCCUAGCUGUUUCUACAUCAUAUAUCUUUCUCACGCCAUGGUCUGUAAAUAUGCUCACAGUUAGUAAGUUACAUGUUGCAGCUCAUUCAUUUUUACAACAUUUGCACUGGAAUCUGUAAAGAGUCAGUCACAGUUAUCUGCACAAGGGUGCCUGUUUUGUAACCUUUUUUUAAGUGUCUUUUUUUUUUAAUUAAACUAUUUCUGUGACUAAAUAAAUAUUUUAAUAUUUGAA